AGGCUUUUCUUUUCUAUGUCAUAAGGCCCAAUUUCCCAAAACAAAAACACAGAUCAAUUCGGAGAAUAAAUACGGAAAAACUUUGAACUGCUCGAAGCUCAACAAAAGGCAAGACAAGAUAGAAGAAGACGAAAAAUCGAACCUUCUCCAAAACAGCUAAAAGAAGAAGAAGGCGACGCCAAGUUUCUUGAAUGGAGCCUCCUCCAGAAAGAUCGAAGCGCCUCCACAACUUCACCUUACCUUAUCUUCGUUGGGGUCAGCAGAGGUUCCUCAGAUGCGUCAAUCUACCUUCGCAUUCCCAUCACCCUUCUUAUCCAUCUCCAGAUCACGCAACCAUCAGAUCCGUCUCCACCGCUGGAGCUGUGGCGACGGCUCGGCCGUGGAAUCUGAGGACUAGAGGAGCUGAACCCGGUGAGGAAUCGCCGGGUAUGAAGAGAGGUAUCGAUGAAGAAGAAAGGGACAAGGAUGAGAAACUGAAAUUCUCCGUUUCUUUAUUGAAGGCAGAGAUUGAAGAGGAUUUCUCAAUUAUAAUUGGGAAAAGACCUCCGAGGAGACCUAAGAAGAGACCAAGGAUUGUUCAGAAGAAACUCAAUACGAUUUUUCCAGGAUUGUGGUUAUCAGAAGAAGUAACAAUAGAUUCAUAUAAUGUCCCUGAAGCUGUGGAAACGUGACAAAAGGUCUUCACUUCUUUGGUUCUUGACCCAUUCUCAAUCUCAAGUUUAUAUUCAUAAUUUUACGACUGUAUGUAUCAUCACCAGACUAAUUGUAAUCUCCAGCUGUUUAUUUUUCUAGGAAUGCAGUUGCUUCAGUGUCCUCUCUCUCUCUCUCUGUAACUUUUCAUCCAUUCUUUUUGCAUCAAGCAUUAAAGGUUUCUUGAAUCUUGUUCAUAUACUGUUAUGUUUUAAAAUUGUUGCCAUUGCUGGUAUGUUAAUGACUAUGAUUUAUGUAAA
Messenger RNA from Raphanus sativus (radish), 950 nucleotides. RefSeq lists its product as uncharacterized. The transcript has 2 exons. Lineage: Eukaryota; Viridiplantae; Streptophyta; Magnoliopsida; Brassicales; Brassicaceae. The record is from RefSeq and is a predicted model, not a curated record. The coding region runs from base 192 to 671 and encodes 159 amino acids.